CGUUAUUUUGUAAGCUCGGUGGUCCUCGCAGGAAAUAGAAUUUAUUUAAAUUUAGCAACGGCGUCGUUUUAUCUGACAACGUAUCAACGCCGCGUUUAACUGAUUUUGUUUAUAAACUAAUAUAGCCAACACUUGCACAAAUGAUUUUUCUCGUUUCUUCGACAGCAACACAUUAAUCGGAUUUGCUCUUCGAGGACCUUGACGCAUCGUUUCCAUUCAGCCAUUAAAGUGGGAAGAGUAGGGUCCAUUCUGUUGUGAUUUUAGUGCGACCUGUGUGUGAUUUUAUAUGUAAAAUGUUGGUAUGUAACUCAUAUUAGGAAUCAUUCUACGGUGUAAGGUGAAACUCUUCGCUCGGCUGGUGUCGUCGGUAAGGAGCAGGGGUGUAAUAAUGUCUGGAGCGGCCGGUGGAGGAGGCUCCUCCUGUCUGGGCGCAGCAGCGGCAGCCAGUUGCAGCUCCGCCGGCUUUCCCUACGCUGCUUCAGCCGGAGGAGGCGCAGGGGUGGCCGGUAGGUUGCCAGCUCGAGUCCUGGAGCACGUUUUCUCCUAUUUGGAGCUCUCCGACCUGAUGCGUUGCUCGCUGGUCUGCUGGCACUGGAAUAAUAUUCUGGCGGAUGAAAACAGCGAAGUGUGGCGCAGCCUCUGCAGCCGAAGUCUGAGCGAUGAAGCUUUGCGGUCUGACAUCCUGUGCAACCUGCCCACCUACAAGGGGAAACUCAAGGCCUUCCAGCACGGUCUGAGCUCCCACGACUGCUCCCGCAACGUUUACGUGAAGAAGAACGGCUUCACCCUGCACCGCAAUCCUAUCGCCCAGAGCACAGAUGGCGCACGUGGCAAGAUCGGCUUUUCGGAAGGGAGGCACGCCUGGGAGAUCUGGUGGGAAGGCCCUCUGGGCACCGUGGCGGUGAUCGGCAUCGCCACGAAGCGGGCGUCCAUGCAGUGCCAGGGCUACGUGGCCCUGCUGGGCAGCGAUGACCAGAGCUGGGGCUGGAACCUGGUCGAUAACAACCUGCUUCACAAUGGAGAGGUCAGCGGAAAUUUCCCACAGUGUAACAACGCACCAAAAUAUCAGAUCGGGGAGAGAAUACGAGUGAUUUUAGACAUGGAUGACAAGACGUUAGCCUUCGAGAGGGGUUUUGAGUUUCUCGGAGUAGCGUUUCGUGGACUGCCCAAGGCCUGCCUGUACCCUGCGGUCUCUGCGGUGUACGGCAACACCGAGGUCACCAUGGUGUACCUGGGAAAACCUCUGGACGGCUAGAAGAAGGGCAACCCGUGCCAUCAUUAAAACUAACAGGCCACAUGCGGGUGCAGGACUUCACUCUGUCGACAGACUGAUGACUCUGUUUGUUGCGUCGUGUCAAAAGGGUUUGGAGGCCAAGCUGUGGUGUUUCUUCCACGCCGAAUAACUCUGUCCACUAUACACAAAGACCGCGUCUACCACAGCUGGACGUGAGGAGUCCGGACCGGACAAACCACAGCGAAAAGGAGUGCGCGGGAGCUGUCAUAAACAUGUUUCUGUACCAACGUGGAGCUGUCCACUUUUACAGUUUAGCUGCUGGACUGUUUUAUCCACAGGAUGUUAUUUAAUUCGAACUAACAGUGCUGAACAUUUACUUGAGAUUUUAUGCCUGCUUGAAUGAAGCCAAAACUAUUUGAAACGGUGGCAGAUACUUUUAACACGUGGUAAACGGUAGUUGUUAUCUGUAGCUAUCUUCAUGGGAACAUCUCUUUGAGGAUUUACACAGUUUAAAGGAACAGUUCACCCAAAUAAAGUGACAAUUCAGUCGCCUGCUCACCCCAUGCUGAUGGAAAGUCAGGUGAAGCUUCUCGUGACUGAAUUUACAUUUUUGGGCGAACUGUCCCUUUAGCUAUAAUUGGUGGCUGGACUGUAAUGGUUAAAUGCCAAAUAGAUGAGACCUGAUGUUAUGUUUUGCAGUAGACAGACAUAGAGGACAUGUGGACCAACUGUCACGCAUGUGCAUGGACGCGGGCGUAUGGACUAUUACAUCUGCCAUUUUUAAAUACGGUUGAAAUUAUACGUGUAUCAUGAUAAUGUGUGUCCUUUGUAAUGUGCUAUAAUGUAGUAUUACACACUAUUUAUUCCUGGGUUUUAUCUAUGGUACUGUAGAUACUGUAUGGUUACAAGGCCUGAAAAUAAAGUAUAUAUGGUACCCCUCUUAGA
Messenger RNA from Scatophagus argus, 2179 nucleotides. It is a transcript of the gene fbxo45, whose product is annotated as F-box protein 45. The record is from RefSeq and is a predicted model, not a curated record. Gene Ontology annotation, molecular function: protein binding. NCBI's taxonomy places the organism in Eukaryota, Metazoa, Chordata, Actinopteri, Scatophagidae. Gene Ontology annotation, cellular component: SCF ubiquitin ligase complex; synapse. The transcript is spliced from 3 exons. The coding region runs from base 389 to 1255 and encodes 288 amino acids. Gene Ontology annotation, biological process: proteasome-mediated ubiquitin-dependent protein catabolic process; synapse assembly involved in innervation.